CCAGCCCGUCGCGACGGCGGCAGGUGGACAGAGGAAGCGAGGAGCUCGUCGCCGUCGUCGUCUCCUCUUUUUUCCUCCCCCCCCUACCGCUUUUCGCAAAUAAAAGGACGGCCUGCCCACUUUCCGUCGAUGGACGCCUGAAUCAGCACAAGUUGUAUUUAUUUACUUGUUAUCAACCUUCCUGUCAGCACGUUUCGGCACUGCAUUUGGUGUUGUUUCCUCGUUGACUUAACCUUUCUCCACUGGAAAAACACAAUUGGGUUCCCACGUGUGCUUCAAUGUCGGUUUCAGCCUCAACUUCGCCCGCCAACCCGCGGGACACUGCCCGUUUGGUGCUAGAGAUGGACAGCAACAACAACAACAACAGCGGAAGCAACAGCGGUAGCCAGAACAACGCCGGCAGCGGCGGCGCCACCGACAAGUCGGGCAGCAGCAGCAACAACAACGACAAGAUCGACCCCAACUUGAAGUUUGUCGACGACGAAAACGUGAAAAUGGACUCCAAAAAGGACCACGACGGUGAUGAAAUCAUGCACGAGCAGGACGCAGACGCCAAACCGGCCAACGACGAUGACGCCGCCAAAAACGCAGGCUCCGCGGAGGAACGGCAGCAGCAGCAGCAGGACCAGCAAGGGCCGAACGCAGACGAGGGCAACGAGGGCAGUGAUAAGGACAAGGCAGCAGAGGGCCAGCCACGUGAAACGCAGGGAACCGUCUUGUCCGAGGAGGAAGCGAAGAAAAAACAGCUGUUCUUCUCCAGCCUCAAGGACUUGACGGAAAACAUCUCGAGCACCAUCGCCGAGAUCAGCAUCCUCAUACCAAAAAUUUACGACCAGAACUCGUUGUUCAAUUCCUAUUCCAACUUCUUGAUCAACUCGAACACGUUUGAGUCCUACGACAGCUACAUUGCCAAAGUCGAAGGUAUCUCCGCCUCCGGCAACGACGACGACGACGCGUCCAACCCUGCAGACCCGCUCCAUGCCUCACAUGAUCCUAACGACCUUCUCAGUUUGCACCAACAGGCACGUGCAAACCGUUUCUACCACAAGUUGUAUUCUCCUUUACCGAUGAUACCGGGGACGAGAAUCCCGGAGAUAGACUUGAACAACCAGGCCAAGACAGUGAAGGACGUUUGGGAUGAAUGGACCAUGGGCUACAAAAACAACCCUGCUCUACAAAAACUGGAGAAGAAGUACGGUACCCGUUGGCGUCGUGGGAGAAUUGCUAAGAGCGCUCAGAGACGUAAGAAGGUUAUAGAGUUCAUUGAAAGCGAAUUCAACAGACACAAAUCUGUCGUAUCGAAUCCUUUGACUGUCGUGCAAGACUUGGAAAAUUACCGGAUUUUGAAAGGAAAAGGUCUUUUCUGGCUCUAUGGUGCCUUACCGGAUAGAUUGUAUGACGAUGCCGGUCGCCCCGUCUUUCAAAACGUCGGAGACGUUGCUGAUGUCAAUACCGAGGAUGCUCCAAACUCGAAGAUUAGCAAGGAGCUUGAAAAUGGGACUGUAAUUGAGCAAGGCUCUAUUGAUGGUGCCGAGAACAACAUUAAUGAGAAUAAUAUCGAAACAGAAGCCACAGAGUCGGGGAAAACUGAUGACGACAAGAUUGAUGACAACUUGAAAGCUGUUGACUCAAACAAUACCAUCACCAAUAAUUCCAAUACCGCGACCACAGCAAACACCGGUUAUUCCAACACCUCCGAUAAAUUAUCCAGUAGAGAUGUCGACCCGGAGAAGAAAGAGCAACGUUCGACUGCCAAUGAUGACAUCGAUAUAGAUCAGUUGAACUCCUCUGAUAAGUCCAAAUCGAUUCCUAACGAGGAAGAAGAAGACGAGGAAGAGGAAGAUGACGACGAUGUGAAUAUGCCCUCUGUGGCCGACGUCGCCGCCAUGGCUUCGAUGUCUGUCGAGGGUGAAGAUGAUGAACAUUCAUUGGUAGAUUCUGCUGCAUUGGCCGUAGCGGCUCAACACGUUGCAGAUCAGCAAAGGCUCAGAGACAGAGAGAAGUCAUCUGCAAAGUCACAGAACGACAAUGAAGAAGGCGAUUUGAAUAAUUACAUCUCUACCGAGGAUGGAUUGAAUGAAAACACAGAUCCGGCACUAUCAAAGUUAUAGUGGAUUGUUCAUCUUUCUUCCUUGUUUCCAUGAGGAUGAAGGAAACUUGAAAAAAAAGGAAAAAAAAUUAAAAUAUAUUGUAGUUUUAUUGGUGAUCCAUGUUGUAUAUUUUUGUUAAUUGUUUAUUUAUAGUUCUUUCUUUUAUCUCUCAUUCUACUUUUUAGUUUUUAUUGUAUAGUAAUUUUGAUCUUAACAAAGCAACAGCUUCUGCAUUUUCGCCU
This is a messenger RNA of Pichia membranifaciens NRRL Y-2026, 2332 nucleotides long. RefSeq lists its product as hypothetical. The record is from RefSeq and is a predicted model, not a curated record. Bases 279 to 2111 code for a protein of 610 amino acids. Lineage: Eukaryota; Fungi; Ascomycota; Pichiomycetes; Pichiales; Pichiaceae. The transcript has a single exon.